Messenger RNA from Setaria italica (foxtail millet), 2526 nucleotides. Its product is annotated as pentatricopeptide repeat-containing protein At3g12770. The record is from RefSeq and is a predicted model, not a curated record. NCBI's taxonomy places the organism in Eukaryota, Viridiplantae, Streptophyta, Magnoliopsida, Poales, Poaceae. Gene Ontology annotation, molecular function: RNA binding; protein binding. The transcript is spliced from 2 exons. Gene Ontology annotation, biological process: RNA modification. The coding region runs from base 60 to 1874 and encodes 604 amino acids.
CAAACUCUGUAUGCAAAUCGGGGGCUAACGCAUGAGCGCCGCUCCGCCGUCCUCCCGGCAUGAGCGACGCCGACGCGGCCCCGGCGGCCGCCUCCCUGAACCACUGGAACCGCCUGAUCCAGCUCGCCGCCGCGUCGGGCUCCUACGCCGACUGCCUCCGCCUCUACGCGGGCUCCCUCGUCGCCGCGGGCCUCCGCGGCGACGCCUCCACCUUCCCUUCCCUCGCCAAGUCCUGCGCCGCGCUGCGCCUGCCCGGCCUCGGCCGCGCCAUCCACGCCCGCGCCUUCCUCUCGGGCGCCGCCGUCUCCCGCGACGCCUUCGUCCGGACCUCGCUGAUCGACAUGUACGCCAAGUGCGGCCGCCUCCCCGACGCGCGCCGCCUGUUCGACGAAACGCCGCGCUCGAGCAGGACGCUGGUCGCCUGGAACUGCAUGGUCUCGGCGUACGGGAGGAGCUCUCAAGUCGAGGAGGCCGUCGCGGUGUUCAACGCCAUGCGGCGCGCGGAAGUCAGGCCCAGUGGGAGCACGCUCGUCGGCCUUCUGUCGGGGUGCGCGGACUCCGUGUCCGCAAGGAACCUCGGCGUGUGCCUCUACGGGCUUAGCGUCAAAUCAGGGCUUGAUGCAGAUUUGCUUGUCUCGAAUUCGGUGCUCACCAUGCUCGUCCGUGGCAACCAGCUGGGCGCUGCACGAUCACUGUUUGAUCGUGUGGAGAACAAGUCUGUGGUUACUUGGAGUGCAAUGGCAUCGGGUUAUUUGCAAGCAAAGGACUGUAUAGAAGUGUUUGAUCUGUUCAGAGUCAUGAGGGCAGCAGAGCAGAGUAUGGAUUCCGUUUUGCUUGCCAAUCUGACCACGGCUGCUACGCUGUUUGGAAACCUGUUGGUGGCUAAGGCUGUGCAUGCUCUUGUUAUCAAGGGUGGUUUUCAGUGCCAGAAUGAUCUGGCAGCAUCCUUGGUAAAUUUGUAUGCAAAAUGUGGGGAUCCUUUGGCUGCUAAAGAGAUAUUUGAUUCGGUUCACUACAAGAACGCUGUGCUAUGGACAUCAAUGCUAAAUGGGUAUGUUGAAUGUGGUUGUCCAGAUAAGGCCCUGGAAACAUUUGAUGCCAUGCUGUGCGCAAAGGUGGAACCAAACAAAGCAACUUUAUUAGCGGUUCUUUCUGCAUGCGCUAAUUUGGGAUACCCUAAUCUUGGCCUUCAGGUCGAGGAGCAUGUCAUAGCAAUGGGACUGCAGUCAGAUCUUCAAGUUUCUACUGGACUAGUAGAUAUGUACUGCAAGUGUGGGAGCAUUCAGCAUGCUAGAGAAAUAUUUGACAGUGUUUCUAAUAGGGACCUAGCUAUCUGGAGUGCCAUGAUUAAUGGCUAUGCUUGCAAUGGAGAGGGCAGUGAGGCUGUCACCCUUUUCAGUGAGAUGCAAAACAGGGGUGUUCGACCAGAUGCCAUUGUAUUUACUCAUAUUCUAACAGCAUGCAACCAUUGUGGUUUAGUAGAUGAAGGUCUUAACUGCUUUCAUAGCAUCGCAAUGGAAUACAGUAUCAAACCAUCUAUCGAGCAUUAUAUGUGCAUGAUGGAUUUGCUUUGUAAAGCUGGUCAUCUUAGUAGUGCUAUGAAGUUUUUUAAGGAGAUGCCUGUUCAGUUGCGAAACCAGGUUUUGGCUCCUCUAAUUAGUGCACACAGAGCUCAUGGUGUCGAUUCAUCCAUAGAGUUUGUAUCAGAGGAAUUGCUGAAUCUGGACUCCCAAGAUUCUGGCCACUGUAUCCUAAUUUCUAAUAUGCUCAGUUGCUUAGGUGAGUGGAAGAAGGCCAGAAAUUAUAGGAGGAUAAUAAGCAAGCAAGGAUUAGUCAAGAAACCUGGGUGCAGUUACAUUGAGCUGGGUGCCUAACAGAUGCCAAUGGUUCUUUCAGGUUCUCAAUUAAGGUGGGAGGAUUGAUUCUUCUUAUGAACUCAAGUCCAAUCUGUAUUUCUGAUAUUAUAAACUUACAAGUUACAACUAAUGAGAUUUAGUAUGAUGCUGGAAUUUGCAUCCAACCAUUGAUUUGGUGUGACAAAAUGCAAAGAUAGUGCAGAACACCAAUCAGGAGACGAUGCUCUGGAGUGGGGCUUAAUGAGGGUAAUGUUGAAGGGCAUUCCCAAUGUUAGUUGCUGUUGGUUGUGAUCCUUUUAACAGAACACUGCAAAAUAACAUUUCCAUAUCUACCCACAGUUGCAGCAUAUGCAUUUCCUUCUAGGGAAGCUGUGGGGCUGCAGGUGUAUACUGUCCCAUAAUUUAGUCCUGUUGAGCCAAAGCAAGUCACCGUUGUGGAGGUAAAUAUUCUGACAGGUUUCUCAGGCUCUCCAGCUUUUCAGGUCGAUGGUUGCUUCAAGCAUGUGAUGAAGAAAAUGUCAAGGCUUGAUAUACUUUCUCUAGUUUCUUUUCUGUAUCCCUAUGUAAAUACGCAGCAUCAUUGUAUAGCCAAAGGUUUGUUCAUUUAGGAACUGUGAAGAGAUUCAGCGAUGCACUUCUGGAAUGUAGGUUACCAAAAUAUUUUUAAUCU